Saprolegnia diclina VS20 is the source of this 1109-nucleotide messenger RNA. RefSeq lists its product as hypothetical. Bases 40 to 1074 code for a protein of 344 amino acids. The record is from RefSeq and is a predicted model, not a curated record. Gene Ontology annotation, cellular component: nucleus. Gene Ontology annotation, molecular function: mRNA binding. Lineage: Eukaryota; Oomycota; Saprolegniomycetes; Saprolegniales; Saprolegniaceae. Gene Ontology annotation, biological process: RNA processing. The transcript has 5 exons.
CGGGAUCCCAAGAUUCGCCCGGCCAGCAUCGAUCGCAUUAUGAGUGUCAAGAAGCGCGUCCAGAAGCAAAUGGAGUUCUACCUCAGUAUGGCCAACCUCCGAAGCGACAAGUUCCUCCAGCAGUCCAUGGAUGACGAAGGCUACAUGCCCAUCGACGUCUUCCUCACCUUCAACCGCAUGAAAGCCAUCGGAGCGACGACGCGCAUUCUCACGGACGCUAUCCGCAAGUCGCCGAUCAUGGUGCUUAGCGACGACGAGGCGUACGUUCGUCCGACAGAGUUGCCCGACUAUGACGACGACGACAGUAUCGAGCGAACCAUCUACAUUGAAAACUUCUCGGUGGGUUCGGACCACGACAGUCUUCGCAAACUCUUCUCGCCCUUUGGCAAGGUCAACCUCGUGAGCAUGCCCCGCUUUGCAGGCUCGAGAAAGUUCAAAGGCUUUGCGUUCAUCGAAUUUGCCUCGGUUGAUGUUGUCGCCCCAGUCCUCGCGGCUCUGAAGGCUCACAAGAAGACGACACCAUCGCCGGACGCACCGCCGACGGCCGGCAUCUCGGGCAUGGCAAAGACACGCUGGGUCGCGCUGCGCGAUAGCCUCAAAGCACAGAUGGCCAUGGCACACACGGACACAUCGUCCUGCAGCACGCUUCAGCAUGCUGUCGAGAGCGCUUCCGCGGCGCCAACCCCCGACUUUUUCACCCGGGGCCUCCUGGUGCAGCUCACAAACGUGCCCGUGGAGACGCCUCGGAAGACGCUCAAGGCCGCGCUUGAAGUCGCUGCGCCCGUUGCCUUUCUCGACGACACCAAGCUCCGCGCCGGCGGAUCCGUCGUCGUGGCGCGCUUCUUGUCGACGUCGCACUCGGCCAACGUGCUGCGACAUUUUGCCGCCCAUCCGCUGCAGCUCCAAGACGUGACGAUCGAGAUGACGGGCAUGACGGGCCUUGCCGAAGAGCAGUACUGGACGUCGCAUGUCCACCUUCAGUCGGCCAAGCAGGCGCAGAAGCGCGCCAAAGCGGACAACGACGACGAAGACACUUCGCAUUCCAACAAACGCAAGAAGAGCGAAUUCUAUUAGAUGCGAAAGCUGCUCGGCUCAAUGUGUUCGACGCU